Messenger RNA from Phlebotomus argentipes, 2116 nucleotides. Its product is annotated as glucose dehydrogenase [FAD, quinone]-like. Gene Ontology annotation, molecular function: flavin adenine dinucleotide binding; ecdysone oxidase activity. Lineage: Eukaryota; Metazoa; Arthropoda; Insecta; Diptera; Psychodidae. The transcript is spliced from 3 exons. The record is from RefSeq and is a predicted model, not a curated record. Bases 156 to 2030 code for a protein of 624 amino acids.
GCAGCUUAUAAACCAUGUUCGCCUAUUUAUUAAGCGCCAGUCGAGAAGGAGUUUUGUUGCGGAAAAGUUCUCUAAUAUCAAAUUGACCUAUUCAAAGUCAUUUCCAAGGUCAAAGUGUGAAAAGUAAGUGAAGAAAAUAAGGAGAAUUGUGAAGAAUGGAUCCGCUUACGUUGCCUUGCGCUGCCCAAAGCGCCGGGCCUGUUAAUCAACUUCUUGGUCUCCUCAUCAAUACUCUUGUCUCAGCGCAAUGCGCAAUUUCAUCCCCGGAAAUGUGGCCAAAGGAUUACGGACCGUCAGUGCUUGAGAAAGGCUUUGAAGAAUACGACUUCAUUGUCGUUGGCUCAGGAUCAGCCGGCGCUGUUGUGGCCAGUCGACUGAGCGAGAAUCCUGACUGGAAAGUGUUGCUUCUAGAGGCUGGCGGAGAUCCUCCAGUGGAAGUUGAAAUACCAGCGACAUUUUACUACUUGCAAGAUUCUGAUUACGAUUGGAGAUACAGAACUGAAUAUGACAGCAAAGCCAGUAAAUCAAUUGCUGGCGGAAGUUUCUGGCCUCGCGGAAAAAUCCUCGGUGGCACGAGUUCCAUCAACGCCAUGAAUUACAUCAGAGGCAAUCGCAGAGAUUACGAUCGGUGGGAGAGUUUCGGCAACACUGGCUGGGGAUGGAAGGAUGUUCUCUAUUAUUUCAAGAAAUCCGAGGGCAACGAGAAUCCUGAAGUUGCUGACGCGCAUGGUGGCAAAUUCCACAAUAAAAACGGACCACUGAAAGUCUCCUGGUUCGCAAAUACCGAACCACUUAAAUUGAUAUUCCCUGAUGCUGCCAAAGACUUGGGAUACAAAUACCUCAAAGACUUCAAUGGCGAAGAGCAUCUCGGUUUCGGAAUCGCUCAAGGAUCUGCCAGUGGAGGCGUGAGAAUGAGCACAGCAAGAGCCUUCCUGAUUCCUGCCAAGGAUCGUCCGAACUUGCACGUGGUUAAAAAUGCUCUUGCUCUGAAUGUUGAGUUUGAUGGCAAAACUGCCACUGGAGUUAAGGUUAAUGUGAACGGGAAGAAGACUCUCGUUGCUAAAGCCAGAAAAGAAAUUGUAAUCUCUGGUGGCGCUAUAAAUACUCCUCAAAUGCUCAUGCUUUCCGGCAUUGGACCCAAGAACCACCUUAAAGAACACAAUAUUCCUCUGGUGAAAGACUUGCCAGUCGGUCAAAACCUACAAGAUCACGUCAUUGUACCGCUCUUCUUCCAAUUCCACAAAUCAAGUGCUGUUGCGAGGACUCCUGAAGCCGCUGGGGAAGUGCUGUACAAAUAUCUGAUGCACAGAACUGGGCCUCUAGGAAGCAUCGGAACAUCAGACAGCAUGGGCUUUGUGAACACUAAGAAUGACAGUGUCUUCCCAGACAUCCAAUAUCAUCACUUCUCUUUCAACAAAAAGGCUCCAGAACUCGUGUACGCUUUCGGUGCUUUCGGCUACGAUCACACCAUCGCGAGGACUGUCAAGGAUUUCAGUCAGGAAGGCGAUGUUGGCGCAGUUUUAAUCACUCUACUUAACCAGAAGUCCAAAGGAUUCAUCGAACUGAAAGACUCGCGACCUGAAAUCUAUCCGAAGAUCUUCGCCAACUAUCUGGACGAUCAGGACGACGUUGACACGCUGAUUCGGGGCGUGAGGACGUACAUGAAGUUCCUCGGCACGGAUACGUUCAAGAGGCACGAAGGACACUACAUAAGACUUCCCUUGUCCGACUGCGAUCGGCUGGAGUACGACAGCGACGAGUACUGGGAGUGCUACACCAGACACAUGGCCACGACUCUCUACCAUCCCGUGGGAACGGCCAAGAUGGGCCCCGAGUCGGACAAGGAGGCCGUCGUGGAUCCGCGGCUGAAGGUGAAGGGCGUGAAAGGACUGAGAGUCGUCGACGCCAGCAUCAUGCCUGACAUCGUGUCGGGAAAUACAAAUGCGCCAGUGAUCAUGAUUGGGGAGAAAGGCGCGGAUCUUAUCAAGGAGGAUUGGAAGUAUGACACCAAAAGGCACGAAGAACUGUGAGCACUUUGCCACCUUAUCGAACUUGGUUAAUUCCCCCCAUUUAUGCUUCAGCUUCCACAGGCUAAUAAAGUAUAUAAAAAUUUCAA